Messenger RNA from Penaeus monodon (black tiger shrimp), 2291 nucleotides. Its product is annotated as glutamate-gated chloride channel-like. The transcript is spliced from 6 exons. Gene Ontology annotation, biological process: nervous system process; signal transduction; chloride transmembrane transport. NCBI's taxonomy places the organism in Eukaryota, Metazoa, Arthropoda, Malacostraca, Decapoda, Penaeidae. Bases 1 to 1281 code for a protein of 426 amino acids. Gene Ontology annotation, molecular function: transmembrane signaling receptor activity; chloride channel activity; extracellular ligand-gated monoatomic ion channel activity. Gene Ontology annotation, cellular component: synapse; neuron projection; membrane. The record is from RefSeq and is a predicted model, not a curated record.
AUGAAUUUGAUUUCGCCGGUUCUUCUACUGACGAUCUGCCAGAGCCACGAGUUCACCUGCGCCGACGGGAGCUGCAUCCCGAAGACCAGGCGCUGCGACCUGUCUCUCGAUUGCCGCGACAAGAGCGACGAGAGCGACUGCGACCGCGUCCUCAUCCCCGAGGGCUACUCCACCCUCCUUCCACCGCCGAAGAUCAACCACGAGCCCGUGCCUCUCCACGCCUCGGUCUUGAUACGGACGAUACGCAGCAUCGACGUGGCGAACUUCAAGAUCUCCGUAGACCUCGAAUUCGUCCUGAAGUGGAAGGACACGCGGCUGCGCUACAGGAACCUCCAGGACGAUCGGAGGUCGAAUAAACUGAACGACUGGCAGAGCAUCUGGGUGCCCUCCCUCAAGAUAACGGACAUGACUCAGGGGAACGUGGCGUCUAAGCCUUUCAACACGGCCGCCUUCGUGAUCAAGAUGGCCGAGCCAGUGCCUGAUGACGACAGUGUCAUUUAUGAAGAUUACAUGUACAGUGGAACCGAAAACUACGUCAGGUUUCAGGAAGAAAUGACCGUGAGUUUCGCCUGCCCGUUCGACCUGGUCAUGUACCCGUUCGACCAACAGAAAUGCUACCUCGCCUUCGAAAUUCACGACUAUGACUUGUCACUUGGCUACUUCGUAAUGGAGGCCAACGAGUCGCGGUUUAUUGGGAACCGACGCCUCAUGGAGUACGUCCUCGACGGCGAGAGAACCUUCGUGUACGUCGACCACAACGCGAGUCAUGUCGCGGUGGAGUUGAAAUUCCGAAAUCAGUUCCUGUAUUACGUCGGGAACGUCAUCAUUCCAAGCCUCAUGCUCACGAUCCUCUGCUACAUCACUCUCUUUUUCGACGAAAAUGACUUCAAUGAUCGCAUCAUGGUGUCCCUAACAUCUCUCCUGGUCCUCGUCACGCUCUUCUCAGACUCCGGCAAGUCGAUUCCCAAGACGGCCUACUUCAAGCUCAUCGACGUGUGGUUCAUCUCGCUCAUCUGGGAGGACUUCUGCAUCAUCCUGUCCAUCAUCUACAUCGAGGAGGUCCGGCAGGCGUCCCGCUCGAGCCCGAAGGCGAAGUCGACCUCAAGCAUCCCCACAAUUCCUCAAAGUCUCAGAGGCGGCAAAGAGCGCCACGUUCGAAUCAAUGACAUCGUAACUUGGCUCUUUGCUGCCACUCUGUUGAUCAUCCUUGCUGUCAUCAUUCCCCUGGGUGUCCAUGGGUUAACGAUGGAAGUAGAGAUAAAUUUCAAAGAAAUGGUGUAAACUCUGUAAAGUUCGGAAAAUAUUAAGGUUCGGUGUAUUGUCGUAUUGAAAGCUGUUAAUGUCAUGUGUAUAUGCUAGAGCAGAGGUUCCUUGCUUUAGGGGUGUGAGUGGUUUCCGGGGGAUGAGAGCCUAGAGGGACACUGUAGGAAUUCCCUCGGUGUUCUUGGAAUUCUCUCAGUAACUGUAGAUAUGACGGUUACUUGGGCAGAUUUCUGUGCUCAAUGAAUAAAAAUACACAAUUUCUCAGGUUUUGCUUGAAGUUCAGAAUGGGAUUUUUGAUCAUUCGAUUGAAUGUGUGAGGCAAGGUGGGAAGGACUGGCAGCAAAGGGUUGGGCCAAAGAAUUAAGAACAAUUGUCUCAAAAAUCAAGUCAAUUAAACACACUUAACCAACCCUACUUCCAUACAUUGAUUACAGUUUGUCCUAUCUGAUAUUACUUUAUAAUCACAUGAAUCGUAUCACUUUUAGAGAUAUUCACUUAUUCGUCUUGCUAUUUCUUAUGCUUGCAAUUUUAGAGCAGAGACCUCAAACUUGAUUCUUAUUCCAGUUGCUAUAUGUAACUGAGCCGAAAUCAACUUUCCAAUUAAUUACAUAAACACUCUCAACGGAAUAUGGAAACCCAGUGUCUCAGUGCACCCUCUUGGGUCCAGAUGUAUAAAUAGUCCAACUAGGGUUUCUAGUUCACCAUAGUCUAAACAAACCUGGGGACCUAGAGACCUAAUCUAGAGACCCUAAUCAAAUUUGCUUUAUCCUGGAUUCCCUAGCCUAACCUAAACUAAGAAUCCAUUUCUAGAGACCCUAACCUUAAAUAAAUCCUGAAAUGAACCAAAUCAAGCCUUAGGCCGCGUUCUGGCCCUUCACUGAGGACAGAGGCCUUUACCCACAGUUCACUUUUGUUCUGUAGGUUUUUUGAUCGGUAAAAUUUUCCUCAUCAGCCAAAUGAAUUGACCAAUGCGUCAAAUAAGCUCAUUAGUUAAGCUGCCUUUCAAUACAUGCAUUUCUUUUCCAAAA